This is a messenger RNA of Colletotrichum graminicola M1.001, 471 nucleotides long. RefSeq lists its product as uncharacterized. The coding region runs from base 1 to 471 and encodes 156 amino acids. The transcript is spliced from 2 exons. Gene Ontology annotation, molecular function: structural constituent of ribosome. The record is from RefSeq and is a predicted model, not a curated record. Lineage: Eukaryota; Fungi; Ascomycota; Sordariomycetes; Glomerellales; Glomerellaceae. Gene Ontology annotation, cellular component: mitochondrial large ribosomal subunit; ribosome. Gene Ontology annotation, biological process: translation.
AUGCGCUCCGCACUCACUUCUGCCGCCGUCGUCGCCCGGCCGAGCAGCCUCUCCUCCCUCCUCCGCCCGACCAGAACAUCCGCUUUCUUACCCUCAAUACGCUUCUCUUCCACAGACACUGCCGCCGCCUCGGCGUCGUCAACGACUACAACAACGACACAGACCCCGGCUGCGAGGCCGUACGUCAUCGGCCUGACCGCCGGCAACCAGUACCCCGUCUACGCCCGCACCAAGGCUGCCGGCUCCUCCAAGUUCACCCUCGUCAAGAAGAUCGAGGGCAACAAAAAGGCCUUCGCCCAGGACCUUGCCCGUGAGGCCGGCUUCCCCGCCGACGAGGUCAAGCUUAACCCCGUGACGGGCCACGUCCAGAUCAAGGGCUUCCACGUCGAAAAAGUCAAGACGUGGCUAAGCAACACGCUGGGCACUGCCGCCCCCGUCGCAAAACCGUCGACGACCGCAACGGCGGCGUAG